Molecule: messenger RNA, 713 nt
Organism: Poeciliopsis prolifica (blackstripe livebearer)
Lineage: Eukaryota; Metazoa; Chordata; Actinopteri; Cyprinodontiformes; Poeciliidae
Exons: 5
Coding region: 6-665 (219 amino acids)
Source: RefSeq, a predicted model, not a curated record
ACAUCAUGCUUCUCUUGAACCAAAAAGCUUUGCUCUUUAUCCAGCUGGUAAAUAUCUGGAGUGUCUCAACAGCAGACCACUCUGAUGUGUCGGUGUCCAGAGGAGACCCAGUCGUGCUCACUUGCUAUAUGUCUAAUGAAAAUACAACAAUGACCCAGUGGACCAAAGACGGAUGGUAUUUUAUGCACUCCUCCUCCAGUAAUCGAACUUUUUCUAAUUUCUCCUCGGACAGACUGAGAAUAGACACAAACAAACCUUCUACACUUAGUAUUGAUAAUACUCAGCAUGAUGAUGCAGGACUUUAUUCUUGUCUUAUAACUGGGAAACAAGGCCUUGACAGCACAUCCUGGACCGUAACAGUUCUUGAAAAUCAAAACGCAAACGGUUCAUCACAGGGUAUUAUAUUUGCACUUCUAUUUGUCAUUGGAUUAAUUUUAUGCUUCAUGACUACAGCUAUCUGCCUCUACAGCAGGAGGAACGUAUCUGGACACCAAAACCAGGACAGCAGAACAUUUACUUGGGUUCAAUACAACAUUCUGGAUGGGCCCUUGGAGGCAGUUCCUUCAUCAUUCCAAGUUACCGCAGUAUGGAGGAGAACUGGCAAGCAGGACGUGGAGGCAGAACUGAUGACCAGAGGAACAACGAAAACAUCAGGAAAUGACUGACCUAAACCAGUUUACUUCACGCUUUGACUUGAAGGAUUCAUCAAAAAG